Didymosphaeria variabile is the source of this 1350-nucleotide messenger RNA. RefSeq lists its product as uncharacterized. Bases 1 to 1350 code for a protein of 449 amino acids. NCBI's taxonomy places the organism in Eukaryota, Fungi, Ascomycota, Dothideomycetes, Pleosporales, Didymosphaeriaceae. Gene Ontology annotation, cellular component: cytoplasm. Gene Ontology annotation, molecular function: oxidoreductase activity. The transcript has a single exon. The record is from RefSeq and is a predicted model, not a curated record.
AUGAAGCAGAUACUUCCUGUACCGUCACCGGUAACCUCUUACUGGCUCAGCCAACCACAUAAGUUCAGCAACCUACGAUCCACAACAGAGCUACCCGCAGAAUGCGAAAUCGCAAUCAUUGGAUCUGGCAUGGCCGGCAUCAUGACAGCUUACCACAUCUUCAACCAAGCGAAGCAACCGCCUAAAGUUGUAAUUCUCGAUGCUCGCGAGUUAUGCUCUGGUGCAACAGGUCGGAAUGGCGGGCAUUCCAAGAUCAAGCUUUCGACGCUUGCUGGCCAGAUCCCCAAGUUAGGUCCGGAUGGAGUAGACGAGCUGCAAGCUUUCGUACAAGGUGUCAUUGCUAAUUUAAAGCAAGUUGCUGAAGAUGAAGAGCUGGACUGUGAGCUGGAGAUUCGCCGGAGCUUUGACGUCCAACUGGAUGAUAACGAUGCAUCUGCCUUAAAAGACAUAUACCAGGCUAGCAGGAAAGCGGGCCAUUACUGGACCAAAGACGUCGGGUUUGUGCUGCCAGAGUAUCUCGAGCAAGUAACUUCGAUCAAGGGCGCGAAGGCCGCCGAAAGUGUCCCUUGUUGCUCACUCUGGCCGUACAAGUUUGUAACACAGUUGCUCGAGCGUCUCGUCUCGCGGUACCCGGAGCAACUCAAUGUGCAGAUGACAACACCGGUUACGGCCGUUUCUGUGCUGGCAGACGGAACGAACGCGAUCACUACGUCGCGAGGGGUCCUGAAAGCGAAGAAGCUGGUGUUCGCCACGAAUGCGUACACAGCAGGUCUUCUUCCACAAUUCAAGGAUGUCAUUGUACCCAUUCGUGGUAUGGCAUCGCACAUUGUCCCGAGAGUUCCUGUGCACCCCCAUCUUUCCCAUACGUACAACAUCACCUUCAAACCUGGCCAAGCAGCGGAUUACCUCAAUCCGCGGCCCGAUGGAAGCAUUGUCGUUGGUGGAGGAGGAUCGAGAUUUAAGUCUGACCGUCCGUCAUGGUUCGAUAACUUCGACGACUCGACUCGUUUUAACAGCGAGGUAGAGGGAUAUUGGAAUGGCUACAUGCAGCGCGUCUUCCUUGGCUGGGAGAACAGUGAAGCUGAAGUAGAAAAAGUUUGGACUGGUAUAAUGGGCAAUACGCCCGAUGGUUGGCCACAUAUCGGACGCGUUCCCGGCCGAGACAGUCAAUACAUACUCGCUGGGUUUAAUGGUGGCGGAAUGGCCUUUAUUCCGACGACUGCGAAGGCAGUAGCGAAGAUGGUAGCAGAAGACAGCGACUUCGACUAUGUAAAGAGAGAGUUCGGCAUUCCGGAGAUAUUCGCAACGAGCACAGAGAGACUACGACAAGCCUUUACAGAGACAAAAUGA